AUGGCCGAGCACAUCGAUAGAGCUGAUCUCAUCAACAAUAUUCGUUAUAAUUUCGAUUAUCUUGCAAAAUUCCUCAAUUUUACUAAUGAAGACAUCAGCGCAUUGAACGCACUUGCGCCAGUUUUAUUUCCAUGUAUUCCGUCCAUUGUCGAAACCAUCUACAAGAAACUCUACUCGUUUGAUAUCACGAAGCAAUAUUUUGUUCUUCGGAACGAUAAUUUCGAGAAGUUCACCGAGCCGAACAUUGAAACCGAUCAUGCCGUAAUAUCUGCUCAAACGGAGUUUCGAAAAGAUAUGUUAACUAUGUAUUUAAAACGCGUACUAAUCCAAACCGAAUGGAACGAUGCAUUUUUGCAAUAUUUAUCUCAAAUUGGUGAAUUGCAUGGACACAACAAACACGCACCGGAAGCCAAUGUUCAUUACAUUCAUGUCAAUGUAUUACUUGGCCAUCUCGAACAUCUAAUUCUCGAAGUUAUAUGGAAAACAGAAAGUAUAGAUGCAAAUAACAAGCGUGCAAGUAUCCGAGCUAUUAAUAAAUUCUUCUGGAUACAGAACAACUUCUUUACAAUGCAUUAUGGAAUACUUUUGUCGAAGAAAGCCUCAAAAUAG
Adineta ricciae is the source of this 609-nucleotide messenger RNA. NCBI's taxonomy places the organism in Eukaryota, Metazoa, Rotifera, Eurotatoria, Adinetida, Adinetidae. The record is from the annotation of a GenBank genome assembly.